AUGUCCUUCUUUGGAUUCGGCCGCCCUUCGCGUGAGGAGCGCGAGCGCGAACCUCUACUACCGCGCUACAACGACGACACAGCCUUACAGCAACGCCUUCACGAGAAGCUGCAUACAUAUCAGAUGCUCCGCGCCAUUGGAAAAGGUUACAUGCCAUCCAACGAGCAACUCAUCGUCAACCUGCGCAGUCUCUUGUCUGCCGACGUCCUCAACCCCGAUACCCCGGACCUCAGCGACUCCGGACGAGCUCUGGUUCUCAACGUCAAACUUUUGAUCAAGCAACUCAUUGAAUUACUAUUGCACAAGAACGGUAAAGACCAAAUCCAGGAUUUCAUCUGGUAUCUUACCAAGGCUCGUCUGUCGGUGGAUGCGUACGACAUUGGUGCACGAGCAUCCAAGGCAAAGGCGAAAGCCGACACUGUGGCAGCUUACAAAAGCUUACAAACGGUGGGCUCCUUAAUAUUAACCAACUCGGAUUUCCGCCUACUACUUUCGGAUCUUAGCACCAUUGGUCGAGAGGUCUUCCGCGACACUGCGUUUACCCUAUCGGACGUCUCGAAGCAGGCGGCCAAGGAUAUCGAACCCUCAAAGGAGGAGGAGGAAGCUGUCAAGCAUCCCAACGGUGAUUCGAAGCCUCCCCCGACGGAAAACGAUUUUGAGAAUGAGGUCGUUGACGUUGCAAAAAUUGUCACUGACGGCGUCGCCCGUGUUGCUGACGAAGCGGGCCAGAGCCUGGCAGAGCAUGUCACUGGCGACGAGCAAGAGACGUUGGUCCACAGGCUGAAGAGCACGAUUGUCAAUUUGCGUGAGAGAAAAGAUUACUCUGACUCGGUAUCGACGCUCUCACUACUCAUCCGGCGCUAUUUGCUGGCCUAUUCCCAUGCAGUCUCCGAAACCAUCCAGGUCGCUCAAGAAGACAUCGACACGAAUCCAGAGGCCGACCGCGCGCUUCACAACUUUUGGUUGUUUUUGACAUCCUUGGGCAAUCGCGAGCACUGGAAUGAUGUCGAAGGCCAGUUCAAAGCGGUCAUGGAGCAUGGUCGCAGCGACCCCGAGUUCGACAACCUCGUCAGGCAAAUCGGUAACCUGCUCCAAGACAUUCUGACGGAUCCCGAUUUCUUCGAUCACGCCGAGGACCGCUUCAAGGAGCUGAGGGCCAAGUCGAGGCAGUUGACAUCCGAGUCCUCCAUACGUGAUGAUCUUGAUGCUUUGUUAGAGAAGGUCUACCUCGCAUUGAACUCUGUGCUCCAAGAUACGGACAUCAAGAAAGCUAUGAAUACCACAAGACGAAUUCUGCAAAUCUUGUCGCCUGCACAUCAAUACACCAACGGGGAACUGGUCUCGGAUUCCAUCAACAUUUUCAUACCCAUGAUAGUGCAGGCUAUUCAGUACAUUCCGAUCCCUCGGGUAGAGGUAUCGGUGCCGGCCAUCGAUCUUCUAUUGGAGAACCUUAUUUUGGAACCGGGACGCACCGUCAACAACAGCUCCUUCUUGCCGUUCAAGAUCAAUAUUUCCACUCAGAAUGAUGUCGAGAUCCGCAAGGCCCGCUUCCGUACCACGUCCUCGGUGAAGACUCUCAUGAGAAUUACCAUAUCGGGAUUGUCAAUUGCCGCCGAAGACCUUGGAUAUUGGCUACGCCUCCACUCGGGGAUAUUGAGGCUUGCCGACGCUGGCAUUGCGGGCUUUUACCUGGAUGAGCGUGGGAUCGAUGUUGCUAUCGAUGUGGAGGUUGGAAAGGAGCGGCUUGAAAACAUAUUGACGCUGCACAAUGUCCGCGUCCGCAUCCACCACCUCAAUUACAGUCUCCGAAAGAGCAAAUUCUCCUGGCUCGCUUGGCUACUCAAGCCUCUGAUUCGGCCAACGGUGAAGGCCGCAUUGGAAGCUCAAAUUGCUGCCAGCAUUGGCGAGCUGCUUCAUUUCGCCAACAGAGAACUGCUUUUUGCACGGGAACGAUUGAGGGCCACUCGUAUUGCCGACCCGCAGGAUUUGUGGACAUUUCUCAAGGCCGUGGCGGCGAGACUGGUACCCCCCCAGGACCCAGAUUUGUACACCCGUGUGGGCGUCGCGCAGCCUGGACGGGGAGUUUUCAAGGGCGUAUACGCCCCUGGCAGUCUCGUCAAAAUGUGGAACGAAGAGGCUGCGCUGGCAGGCGACAGAGUGCACGAAUAUCAGCGAGACGGGUGGCGCAAUUCCAUCUUUGAUGUCGGAACGACAGGUACUACGCUUUAA
Colletotrichum orchidophilum is the source of this 2229-nucleotide messenger RNA. RefSeq lists its product as uncharacterized. Lineage: Eukaryota; Fungi; Ascomycota; Sordariomycetes; Glomerellales; Glomerellaceae. The coding region runs from base 1 to 2229 and encodes 742 amino acids. Gene Ontology annotation, molecular function: lipid binding. The transcript is spliced from 2 exons. The record is from RefSeq and is a predicted model, not a curated record.